AUGGAGCUCUUUUGCCAUGGUCCCUCACUAAAUGUCUCCAUACCAAUCCACAACACCAGCAUGUCACCCAACUCCACUGUGGCUAACACCACCACCGUCACUACCAGCCUUUACACCGAAGCUAGCCUCCUAGACAUCCUUGGUCCCAAACGGUCUCCCUUCUUCCUCCCGGUUGCUGGCAGUUAUCUGCUUAUUUUUCUGGUGGGCUUGAGUGGAAACCUUCUCACCUGUGCGGUGGUGGUCAAGCACAAGAAAAUGCGCAACCCCACCAACCUAUAUCUGGUCAGCUUGGCCAUGUCCGACCUUCUUAUGCUGGUUUUCGGGAUGCCUAUGGAGAUCUACGACUUGUGGCAGAACUACCCGUUCCCGUUUGGUGCCGGCGGUUGCUACUUCAAGACAUUUAUCUUCGAGACCGUCUGUUUCGCGUCUAUCCUCAACGUCACAGCUUUGAGCGUGGAGCGCUACAUCGCUGUGGUGCACCCUCUCAAGACCCGCUACUUAACCACUAAGAGGCACGCCAAGCAGGUUAUCGGGGCUGUGUGGGCAGUGUCUAUGUUGUGCGCCGUACCCAACACUUCCCUGCACGGUAUCUUCUACCUUCCGGGCCUCAUGAAGGAGUCGGCAAUUUGCGCCGUGCUCAAGCCAUUGUGGAUGUACCACACGCUCAUGCAGAUCACCACUGUCUGCUUCUUCUUCAUCCCCAUGUUGGUGAUCAGCGUACUAUACCUGGUGAUGGGCCUGCAUCUGGGCAGGGAAACAAAGCUGAAGCGGCGCAACUUCAGGAACAACUGGGGCAGCGACACUCGUGUGAGUGUGAACGACGAGGCCGGUCGGCGGACACAAGUCGUCAAGAUGCUUUCAAUCGUGGUGGCGGUGUUCGGUGUUUGCUGGGCACCAUUCCACAUGGAGCGUCUGCUGUGGAGCUCCGUGCACCAGUGGACUGACCUUAUGCACAACAUCUACCAGUACGUCCAUAUCCUGUCCGGGGUCCUCUUUUACCUCAGUUCUGCUGUCAACCCAGUCAUCUACAGCCUGAUCUCCACGCGCUUCCGCGAAUGUUUUCGCGACCUGGUGUGCUCACGGGCCAAUAAACCGAAAUCCGUACCGCCCCCGAAGAUCUCGCUGGUCCUAACCACCUCCAGGGUCCAGAAUGGGGGUCAGGACUCGUUGAUCCGGUUGCUGUCCCCACCAAUAACGAAGGGAUUGGAUGCUACGUUGCUUUCGAGUGCUUGUGAAGAGAUGGUUUACAAAACUUCGGUGUUCUGA
Nerophis lumbriciformis (worm pipefish) is the source of this 1266-nucleotide messenger RNA. Lineage: Eukaryota; Metazoa; Chordata; Actinopteri; Syngnathiformes; Syngnathidae. The record is from RefSeq and is a predicted model, not a curated record.